AUGUGCUGCCCAGACGUGUUUCCCACUUCCACCUUCCUCCUGGGACUCGUGUGCUUGACAGCUUUCAGCAACUUUGCUAAGACUUCUGCAGACUUCUCAGGUUACAUAUCACAGGUACUAAGGAACUACACUGACCAUGCCUGCGAUGGAGAAUACAUCUCCCUGAGGUGUCCUCACAGAACCACCAUCAGCAUCCAGUCCUCUUUUUAUGGUCGAAUUGUCCCAAGCCAUCAGAUGUGUCCUUCUCGCUAUCCCCACUCCUAUGCAACUUUAAUUAAAGAAGAUGUUGCCUGUUCAGUUGGCACUUCCCUUCAGAAGAUGCUGGAUGAGUGCCAGGACAGGCGGAGCUGCCAGUUCCUCGUCAAUAGCCGGCUCUUCGGGACAGAUCCAUGCCCUGGAACCGGCAAGUACCUCAUUGUGUGGUACAAGUGCAGGCCAAAUGAAUACAAGAGUAAAGUAGCCUGUGAAGAUGACAAGCUGAGGCUAAGCUGUAAGAAGAGCAUGGUGAUAGCCAUUUACUCGGCUAUCUUUGGGAGGACACAAGGAGGUGGCCUGGAGUGCCCGUACCAAAACCUAGGGAUGCCCAUGAUUGAGUGUCAGUCAGCUACUGCUCUCCAGCUCAUGAUCAAGCGCUGUCAUGGGAAAAGAAGCUGCAGCAUAUAUGCCAGCACCUAUGAAUUUGGAGAUCCUUGUUAUCCAGGCAUCCAAAAGCAUCUUAAUGUCAUCUACACCUGUGGAUAUGGCAUUCAUGAGCCUGGCACGUUUAGAAACAUCCCUGCUCCAGAUCAGCACAACUUUCCUGCCAAAAAGGGCUAUGGGACUGCAAAAAAAUCUGUUACAGGGGAAGUACUGAGACUGUCUGGCUCCUGUGUGGUGGACAGCGAGUCUGGCAUUGGCCAGGGAAUGGCCAGUGAACCCUGA
Empidonax traillii (willow flycatcher) is the source of this 921-nucleotide messenger RNA. RefSeq names its product protein eva-1 homolog C-like. The transcript has 6 exons. Gene Ontology annotation, molecular function: carbohydrate binding. The record is from RefSeq and is a predicted model, not a curated record. NCBI's taxonomy places the organism in Eukaryota, Metazoa, Chordata, Aves, Passeriformes, Tyrannidae. The coding region runs from base 1 to 921 and encodes 306 amino acids.